AUGUCGGAGAAGAUCGCAGUAAGGGGCCGAAGAAGCCGAACUGGAGAAGCCGGUUUAAAUUUUCCGCCUCCGGAGGACACCGGAGAGGGAGCGCAGAAGCAGAAUGAUCAACAACACCUUGCUCUGCCCUUCCCCCCUCCUAUUCCCCUGGACACGGGUCUUUCUGAAAGCAUCAGGGUUGGCUUUGUAGAGGAACCGCAGUGGCAGCUUGUUGAAAGGAUGCUUCCUGCUGAUAUGCCAGAAUUCGUUUCCUCCUGCGCUCGUUUACUCUUAAUGAAUGACUCUCCAAAGCACCAGUUUGGAGGUGCCUGGGUUUUUGCAACUAUGGUGUCUGGGACUUCUGAGCAUGUGAAACUGGUGGUUAAUGAUGACUAUGCUGUCCAGCGUUUGAUAGAGCUCCUCAGUUCUCCCUAUGAUGAUGUUCGCGAGCUGGCUGUAUUGACAUUGGGAAACAUUGCUGGUGACGAGGUUUAUCAUGACGCUAUUUUGAUGAAAGACGCUUUGGGUCCAUUGCUGAAACUGUUUUGUAGGAAGGCACAACUUUCAAUUCUGAGAAUUGCGUCGUUUACAUUGUUCAACUUUUGUCGGCGCAAACCUAAAUCUGAUGUGCUUCCUGCCUUUCCUGUUCUUAUGAAACUUGUUUUUGUUGGGGACAAGUAUGUGCGAACAUAUGCUUGUUGGGCACUGUCAUUUAUAUCUGACGGUUCGGAGGAUAUAAUCAAGGAUUUAGUUCGGAAUGGCAUCUAUUUACAACUUUUGAAGCUUCUCAAAGAUCCAUCGGCUGAUGUACAAAUUCCCGCACUUCGUGCAGUCAGGAAUAUUGCGAGAGGAGAUGAUAGUCAGAGACAGUGUUUGAUUGACGGUGGGCUGCUACAUUGCUUGCGAGCUCUUUUGAUUACUGAUGUUGAAAGCAUCAAGAAAGAAGCUUGUCGGACCAUCUCUGCUAUUACUGAAGGAAAUGAGACACAGAAUCAGGCGUUGAUUCAAGCUAAUUUGAUCGGGCCUUUAAUCCAUGCAUUCAGUUCUGACUCUGAUGAUUUAAGAGGAGUGGCUGGGCAGACUAUCAUAGAUGUUAUUUCUGGGGGAUGUCGUUUUGAAGACAAGGUUGAUGGAUUGGAGGGCUUUAUAAAGCCAUUGUGUGAUCUUCUCAGGAGUGAAGAACCGGCGAUUAUUGGAUUGUGUUUAGAUGGUCUGGCAAAAUUAUGCGAGCCUAGUGAAAUGGAAAAGGAGUGCCCUGGAAACUAUAAUUUUUUCGCAAGACUGAUUGAUGCAGCUUCUGGUUUUGAUUACAUCAACGACUUGCGAAGGAACAGCGAAGACAAAACUAUCUGUCAAAAAGCAUCCAUGGUUUGGGGGCCGAUGUUUCAGCAGGCAACAGAAGCUGAUUCGAGUUUCUGUUUAGGUAGGUUUAAGUACGAUAUGUCUGUUGGAGAAGCUAAACAGUUGGCAAAAGAAGCCAUCUGCCCUGCUGCGUAUGGAGCUUCUGAAUGUGGUGAUUACGUGGGUGCUAGAUUUGAUCAAAGUAAACAAGCCAAAUCACUACUAAUGGAGGCUGCUAUGUCGUUGAAUCCACUGGUUAGACUGCCGGGAAUUUCUUCUUCCGGUGGUGAAGACUCAUUUCUAGUGAGGCAUUCUUUUUUCUCAAAUGGGAAUUCUCUGAAGAUUAAUAAUCAGAGGCAGAGACAGCAACGUUUCGUAGUGGAAGCCAAAGGGAAGAAAGGAAUGGCAGCUCGGCAGUACCAGCGCACCCCACCACCUCCUCUGCCCAAGAUUGAAGAUGAUGGCAAUCCCCGUUUUGUUAUCUUCAUCCGUAUGGCCAAUGUUUAUCUUUGGUAUCCUCUGAAUCUGGUUACUGGUGGAACUACUGCUAAAAUCAUGGUGGCUGCAAAAGACAACUUCCUCGGCAAAUACAUCUACAAGGAUACUAUUGCUAGGAAUCUCGCAGCCGUUGUUUACAGAGAUGAGAAAGAAAUACAGAAGAUGGCAAUGAAACAACAUCGUGUUCUGAGGUCGGCUACUGAAUUCAGAUAUGGUUACAAACUUGUUGAAAACAACAAUUUGAGGGCUGCUCUUGCUAGCAAUGAUGUUAUUGAGCUCCCAAGGAAAGAAGAGCUUAAAACAGUCUUAGAUAAAGUCAAGGAUUUCUUUGGGGAUGCUAAGGAGUCCUUUGGGAAGCUCACAUCCCUAAAUCCAGAAGCUGAGCAGGCGGAGGAAGAUAGUAAAGAAGAACCAAAAGCAAAAGCAAAGUCUACUGUGAAAGGCUGA
Oldenlandia corymbosa var. corymbosa is the source of this 2265-nucleotide messenger RNA. The record is from the annotation of a GenBank genome assembly. Lineage: Eukaryota; Viridiplantae; Streptophyta; Magnoliopsida; Gentianales; Rubiaceae.